Antrostomus carolinensis (chuck-will's-widow) is the source of this 2115-nucleotide messenger RNA. It is a transcript of the gene MAPKAP1, whose product is annotated as MAPK associated protein 1. Gene Ontology annotation, cellular component: cytoplasm; plasma membrane; TORC2 complex. The transcript is spliced from 11 exons. NCBI's taxonomy places the organism in Eukaryota, Metazoa, Chordata, Aves, Caprimulgiformes, Caprimulgidae. The record is from RefSeq and is a predicted model, not a curated record. Gene Ontology annotation, molecular function: phosphatidylinositol-4,5-bisphosphate binding. The coding region runs from base 60 to 1628 and encodes 522 amino acids. Gene Ontology annotation, biological process: TORC2 signaling.
GUGUCCAUGGAACAAGAUGGAGAGAAGAUAGUAUAGUGGAGUGUGGAGUUGUGGACAGAAUGGCUUUCCUGGACAACCCAACAAUUAUACUGGCUCAUAUUCGGCAGUCACACGUGACCAGCGAUGACACCGGGAUGUGUGAAAUGGUCCUGAUAGAUCACGAUGUUGACCUGGAGAAGUUUAAUCCCUCGUCAGCAUACGGGGACAGUGGUUCAGAGACACAGGGAAGCAACGGUGAGACUCAGGGCUAUGUGUAUUCCCAAUCAGUCGAUAUUACCUCAAGCUGGGACUUUGGAAUCAGAAGACGAUCAAACACAGCUCAGAGACUAGAACGGCUGCGGAAAGAGAGACAAAAUCAAAUAAAAUGCAAAAAUGUUCAGUGGAAAGACAGAAAUACUUCUUACUCAGCAGAGGAGCUGAGCUCGCUAUUUGAAAAGAAGAAUUUCAGAGUAAAAUCCCCGUGUUCUGGGAAGCAGUCGAUCCUGUCUGUGCGGCUGGAGCAGUGUCCGCUGCAGCUCAAUAACCCCUUCAAUGAGUACUCCAAAUUUGACGGCAAGGGUCACGUUGGUACAACGGCAACCAAAAAAAUUGAUGUCUACCUCCCACUGCACACAAGCCAAGACAAACUACAGCCCAUGACAGUUGUGACGAUAGCAAAUGCCAAGGUGCAUGACCUGAUUGGACUAAUAUGCUGGCAAUAUACAAGUGAGGGACGGGAACCAAAACUGAACGACAACGUCAAUGCCUACUGUCUCCAUAUUGCUGAGGACGAUGGCGAGGUUGACACAGAUUUUCCACCCUUGGAUUCCAAUGAGCCCAUUCACAAGUUUGGCUUCAGCACGCUGGCGCUGGUUGAAAAGUACUCAUCUCCCGGCCUGGCAGCAAAACAGUCGCUCUUUGUCCGCAUAAAUGCUGCUCAUGGAUUCUCACUUAUUCAGGUGGACAGUAUGAAGGUCACCAUGAAGGAUAUCUUACAAAAGGCCUUAAAGAGGAGGAAGGGAUCACAGAGAGGCUCAGGUCCUCAGUAUCGGCUGGAGAAGCAGAGUGAACCUAAUGUCCCAGUAGAUUUAGACUGUACCUUGGAGAGCCAGAGCACUUUGGAAUUCUGCCUUGUCCGGGAGAACAGUUCAAGAGGAGAAGAGGUCUCGGAGGAGGACCCUCAGAUCGAUAUAGCCACAGUUCAAGACAUGCUCAGUAGCCACCACUACAAGUCCUUCAAAGUCAGCAUGAUCCAUAGGCUUCGAUUCACCACUGAUGUUCAGUUAGGUAUUUCUGGAGACAAGGUAGAGAUAGACCCUGUUACUAAUCAGAAGGCCAGCACUAAGUUUUGGAUUAAGCAGAAACCCAUUUCAAUCGAUUCUGAACUCCUCUGUGCCUGUGACCUUGCGGAAGAAAAAAGCCCAAGUCAUGCAAUAUUUAAACUUACAUAUCUAAGCAAUCACGACUACAAACACCUUUACUUUGAAUCAGAUGCUGCUACUGUCAAUGAAAUUGUACUGAAGGUUAACUAUAUUCUCGAGUCGCGAGCGAGCACAGCCAGAGCAGAUUAUUUUGCUCAGAAACAAAGAAAACUGAGCAGGAGAACAAGCUUUAGCUUCCAGAAGGACAAGAAGUCGGGACAGCAGUAAGGCCUGGCCUCAGGGAGAGCCUGGCUGCCGGAUUCGGCGGAGGAGACGCUCCCCCCCGCCCAGGCUUGAGCCAGGACUGCGGUGCCCCAGCUGCCAACGGGCAGGGGCGGCCGGGGAGGAAAUCUGAAUUAUCCCGUCUGGCGCAGUUGGAAGAUGAUCCCGUCAGUGAUGGGAAGUCUCCCCUGUGACAAAAAUCAAGAGCCAUAUCAGCCGGAAAGAAGACUGUUACGCUUCAGGUUCCUUUGAUUAGAAAUAAGAGAAUGACGUAGACUGGCAUCAUUUAAUUACUGUAUUAUGUACAAUCACAAGAAGAGAUGUGAUUACGUAUUAUUUCACAGCCUGGUUAAAAUAAAUUAUAUACAUCUGUAAUACACCCUCGUACACACAGGUAUUGCUUGUGACAUGAUCAAAUUUCUAAAAACAAAAUGUAGGACAAAUGUAUCCAUUUUUACUAUUAAUAAACAGAUGUAAUCUUUUCCAAGGUCCA